Molecule: messenger RNA, 531 nt
Organism: Cyclospora cayetanensis
Lineage: Eukaryota; Apicomplexa; Conoidasida; Eucoccidiorida; Eimeriidae
Exons: 3
Coding region: 1-531 (176 amino acids)
Cellular component (GO): membrane
Molecular function (GO): fatty acid elongase activity
Source: RefSeq, a predicted model, not a curated record
AUGCAGCCACGUGCCAUGUCUCAUGCAUGCAUGCACGCCACAUGGCGUGUGGCUGCUUGGCGGCAUGGGCUCGUGUGGGUGUACGCCAGUGUUGGGGUGUCUGAACUGUUCAACAGCAGUCUAGAAAUCCGCAUAGUUCCCCAACUGGCGAUUUUGAUAUGGAAUUGGGGAUUUGAAUCAUCGGUUGCGGGGCCCCCGGUGUAUGCAUACGGCCACGGAGCUCUGCAGAGGCCGCUUUCCUGGGGCAUCUUUGUAACAAUCGCGCAGAUUUCCCAGAUGUUUGUGGGGGUGGGGGUGACCGUUGUUUCCAUGUACUACGCCUUCACGUACCCGUACAAAGCCAUGUGGAGGGCUGAUCAGCUGGCGGAUUCUCUGGCGCACGGCCAGUACAUCACGGUAAAAAACCUGUACUGGGCCUGCCUCAUGUAUUCCACGUACUUCUACCUCUUCGCUGAAUAUUUCGUCAAGCGAUACGUAAGGGGCCGAGAGCAGCGCGCUCAGAAGAAACUGACUGACAAGAAGCUCGAAUGA